AUGGCUUCGAAUCCUCCUCCAUUUCAGGUGGAGGAUACGGAUGAGGAUUUCUUUGAUAAAUUGGUGGAGGAUGACCUGGACCCGCCGGGGAAGGCGGCAGCUGCGGCGGCGGCGGGGUUCGGUUUGAACGAGGGGAGUGAUUCCGACGAGGCCAAGGCGUUUGCUAAUCUGAGUAUUGGUGAGUCCGCGGCGGAUUCGGAGGUUAAAGGCGGUGCGGAUUUGGAUAAGGGAGAGGCGGUGGCGGAUGCGGUUGGGUUUGGUAAUGUGGUGGAGUCGAGUGAUUUGAUCAACGGUGCGGCGGAGAAUAAUCAUGAUGGAUUGAAGUCGGAUUCGGAAUCGGUGGUGAGGAAGGGGAAUGAUUCCGGGGUUCCGGGGGUUAAGCAGGUGGAUUGGGGUAAGUUUUAUUCCAAUUCGGAUCAGAAUGGGGGCAACGGGUUCGGAUCCUACUCGGAUUUCUUCAAUGAGUUGGGGGAUUUUCCCGCCAAUGUGGAUGGGAAUUUGAUUGGGCAACACAAUGUGGUAUCCGGCAGUGAAGAUUAUAGAGCCAACAGUUUGACUGCGCAACCGAAUGUGAUAUCUGGCAGUGCAGAUUAUACAGCCAACGGUUUCAGCAAUUCGGUUAAUUAUAGCCAGCCUUAUCAAGAGGUUCAAGCUUAUGGAGAAGAAAGCAAAAACAACCAGCCGGAUGUAAACAGUGCCGAGUACUGGGAAAGUCUGUAUCCUGGGUAUAAGCUGGACGUCAACACAUGGCAGUGGUAUCGGGUGGACGAUGUGAUGACCGUUACUGAUACUAAAACGGAGGUUUCGCAGCAGCAAACACCUCAACCUGCUUCUGAAACUGUGACUCAAACCAGCACGAAUCAAGUUUCCCAAGGGACUAAUGGGUACCCUGCACACAUGUUUUUUGAUCCCAAUUACCCUGAUCUUUACUGGGACACAGUUGACGGGAAGUGGUAUUCAUUGGAAGCAUAUCAUUCUUCUUUGCAAACCACGACCACAACACCAGCCCCUGUCCAGAAUGAUAGUAAAUUAUACGGUAAGUAUGGAGCACCUGACGGUUACGUGUCACAAGAGGUCAGUAACCAUCGUCAAGAUACUAGUUGGCCGACUUAUAAUAAUUACAUUCAGCAAGUGAAUAUACGGCAACCUGAGCCAAGUAAUGGACACCAACAGUUGGGUAAUCCAACAGCAUGUCAUGGUCAUGGUGAGACUAAUGGGAUUGGUAAAUUCCAAAGCUUCAUUCCUGGUGGAAACUUUAACCAGCCAUUUGCUCAAAGAAAUACAACGCUGAAUGAUCAAAUCCAAUUUCCAGAUGAUUUUCAUGGCAGUCAGAAACCUGUACAUUAUUCGCAACAACCUUUCCAGAGUGACAACCAGAUUCCAUAUGCUCCAACUGUUGGAAGAUCCUCUGCUGGGCGUCCUCCACACGCCCUAGUAACUUUUGGAUUUGGUGGAAAACUCAUUGUGAUGAAAGACAGUAGUAGUCUUGGGAACUCGUCUUAUGGAAGCCAGGAUCCUGUAGCAGGCUCAGUUUCUGUCCUAAAUUUGACAGAAGUUUUCAUGCAAAAACCUGAUUCUUCAAGUUUUGGGAUGGCGACGUGUGAUUAUUUUCGGGCUUUAUGCCAACAAUCCUUUCCAGGGCCCUUGGUUGGAGGAAAUGUUGGGAGCAAAGAGUUGAACAAAUGGAUUGAUGAAAGGAUUGCUCACUGUGAUUCACCCGACAUGGAGUAUAGGAAAGGAAAAGUAUUGAGGUUACUUAUUUCUUUGCUGAAGAUAGGUUGUCAACACUAUGGAAAACUUCGAUCUCCUUUUGGUACCGACACUCUAUCCAAGGAAAAUGAUACUCCCGAAUCGGCAGUUGCUAAGCUUUUUGCAUCUGCAAAGAGCAAUGGUGCACAGCUUGGUGAGUAUAAUGCUCUUAGCCACUGUGUGCAGAACAUCCCUUCAGAAGGACAAAUACGGGCAACUGCUUCUGAGGUACAAAAUCUACUGGUUUCUGGUAGAAAGAAAGAUGCUUUACAGUGCGCGCAAGCAGGUCAAUUGUGGGGGCCGGCGCUUGUUCUUGCUUCACAGCUUGGCGAACAGUUAUAUGUGGAUACUGUUAAGCAAAUGGCAGUAUGCCAGCUAAUUCCAGGAUCACCUUUGCGAACAUUAUGCCUGCUUAUUGCAGGCCAACCUGCGGAGGUGUUUUCUGCUGACACUACAUCUGAAAUCAGUGUUCCAGGUGCUAUUAAUAUGCCUCAACAUCCUGGGCAGUUUGGUUCAAAUAAAAUGCUUGAUGAUUGGGAGGAGAAUUUGGCUGUGAUAACUGCAAACAGAACAAAGGAUGAUGAACUGGUAAUCAUUCAUCUUGGAGAUACCUUGUGGAAGGACAGGAGUGAGAUUACUGCAGCGCACAUUUGCUAUUUAAUUGCAGAAGCAAAUUUCGAGUCAUACUCAGAUACUGCAAGAUUAUGUCUGAUUGGAGCAGAUCACUGGAAAUUGCCUCGAACGUACGCUAGCCCAGAGGCCAUUCAGAGGACUGAGUUAUAUGAAUAUUCAAAGGUGCUCGGAAACUCUCAGUUUAUUCUUCUACCAUUCCAGCCAUAUAAGCUCAUAUAUGCACACAUGCUUGCUGAAGUUGGAAGAUUAUCUGAUUCGUUGAGGUACUGUCAAAUAAUAUUGAAGUCUUUAAAGACUGUAAGAGCACCUGAAGCGGAAACAUGGAAGCAGCUAGUUUUAUCUCUUGAGGAUAGGAUCAGAGCUCAUCAGCAGGGCGGAUACUCUGUAAAUUUUGUUUCUACUUUCAAAGGUAAAUUGCUCAACUUCAUCGAUAGUACUGCCCAUCGUGUUGUCGGCCUACCACCACCCGCACCAUCCACAUCCCAAAGAAGUAUUCACUGUAAUGAACAUUACCAACAGCCAAUGGGCCCCAGAGUAUCUAGUAGUCAGUCGACCAUGGCCAUGUCGUCCUUAAUUCCUUCUGCUUCUAUGGAACCCAUAAAUGAUUUUGGCAAUAGAAAGCCGAUGCAUAAUAGAAGUGUUUCAGAGCCUGACUUUGGCAGAACUCAGGUUGAUCCAUCAAAGGAAAUAAACAUGCCUGAUGGACAGCAAAAAACCUCUGGGGGGACUUCCCGCUUGUCUGACCUGUUCCAAAAGGCUGUCCGAUUCGUGGGACCUCGCACUGGGAAACAGGCAAAGUUGGGUGAAACAAAUAAGUUCUACUAUGAUGAAAAACUUAAGAGAUGGGUUGAGGAAGGUGCUGAACCUCCAGCUGAAGAACCUGCAUUGCCUCCUCCCCCAACAACUGCAGCCUUCCAGAAUGGUGUUUCUGAUUACAACUUGAGAUCUGCUUUAAAGAAAGAAGGAUCCCCAACUAAAGGGGGCCCAGAGUUGCAUACUUCACCUCCUCCAGGACCAACUUCAGGGACCCCUCCUGUUCCACCCAGCUCAAAUCAAUUCUCAGCUCGUGGACGAAUGGGCAUUAGAUCCAGAUAUGUUGAUACUUUCAACCAAUCUGGGGGAAUGCCAGCCAACUUGUUCCAGUCAUCAUCUGUUCCAUCUGUUAAGCCUGCUGUUGCUGCCAAUGCAAAGUUUUUCAUUCCCACUCCAGUGUUAACAGGUGACCAGACAAUGGAUGCUAUUGUCGAACAUGCACAAGAAGAUGGUGCAACAACUAAAGAAGAUCCUUCAACAUCAGCCAGGAAUAACUUUUUCCAUGCUCCACCAUCAUCAUCACCGAGUAUGCAGAGGUACCCAAGCAUGGGUAAUAUCCAAAACAUGGGAGUCAUGCCAAAUUCCAAUGGCCCUGUUCCACCUCACUCACGAAGGACGGCAUCUUGGGGUGGGAGCUCUAAUGAUAUAUUUAGCCCUCCAAAGACGGGUGAAAUAAAACCUUUAGGGGAGGCAUUAGGCAUGUCCCCUACUUUCUAUAGGCAUAAUGAGCUGCCUUCUCAAAUGCACGCACCAAUGAAUGGUGGCGGUUUUAGUGAAGAUCUUCAUGAAGUGGAACUUUGAGCUGAAGUAGUGAAGAUGUAAAUAUCAAGUUUUGCUCUUAGUGAUCAAUACAAUUACUAAUGACGUUCCUGCUCCUGCAUCUGUCAAAAGGUCAAAAUGGUGGUAUGUGCCGGAAGUAAGUUCAUGGUACGGUCAUUUUCUUUCCCACUAUUCCUACUUCCACCCUAACAUGUAUCUUGAAAUGUAAUUGGCGCAAUUCUUUUGCUUUGAGCCAAUGUUUAUUUGAAUCCCUGGGAGUUGCCACUGUCCAAGUCUUGGGAGAAAGGUACUUUUUUGGUUCCCAAAAAAGAGAGAGAAGCCUGCAUGGGCGCCAAUGUACAGAUCCAUUUGUUCAUUUGUUUAAAACAGAAAAUGUUCCUUGAUGUAGAUGAAAGGGGAACCUCCAUAGAUCUUAUCUAGGGGAAAAGAUGGUGUAUUGAAAUUGAGAGAAAAAUACGAUGUUCCGUUUCGGUUCUUGUAGGAUAUGGUUUCCUUUUCAUCUCACUAUAAAGAGAUUGUUAGAAUUGUUGCU
Molecule: messenger RNA, 4507 nt
Organism: Fragaria vesca subsp. vesca
Lineage: Eukaryota; Viridiplantae; Streptophyta; Magnoliopsida; Rosales; Rosaceae
Exons: 13
Coding region: 1-3996 (1331 amino acids)
Biological process (GO): Golgi organization; autophagy; COPII vesicle coat assembly
Cellular component (GO): ER to Golgi transport vesicle membrane; endoplasmic reticulum exit site
Source: RefSeq, a predicted model, not a curated record